AGCUGAGUUAGAGUUAUGCACCACUGCUGCUGCGUUGUGGAAAAGUAUUUUCAGUUUAUUCUGUGUCCGUUGUCGGGGUGGCGUGUGUUGAACUUCGUUUCGUGUCGUAGUGAAAGUUCCGACGACGUCUUUAUUGGCCAACCCGAAAAUUCUCAUUCGCCGAAAAUUUUUUUUUACCCCCGGUUCGAAUUUUUAUUAGUUUUUCGGUGUUUUUCAACUUUCGCCAAACUGUCUUCUAGAAAGAAUUCACCUUUUAAGGAGGAUCCAGCGAGCAGUGUCAGUACUGUUCCUGGUUCCAAUAGUAAAAAGCAUAGAUCCAGAUCUACCUCUAGAUAUGUGGAAGAAAAACCGAAAAAAAAGAAGGCAGUUGGUAAUGUCUCUUUGGUAUCCAUUCCAAAUACCAUACGACUUUCAGUCCUGAAUAGUGGUCUUUUUCCAAUAUCUGGUGAACAAAAUGGAGUAAUGUCUACAAUUAGUGAUAAACCGGUACCAGUUAAGAAUUUUAGCAAACACUGCGAACAAAGAAGAAAAUUUCCAAUAUUAUAUAAAAUAGAAUUUCAAACUGCCGUUAAGGUUGAAACACAUUCAUGUCGACAUGCCAUUAAAUCAAAUAAUAAAGAAAAAAAUCAAAAUCCUCGUUGCAUUCCAUAUGAUUAUAAUCGCGUUGUUUUAGAACCAGAAGAUGAUAUUCCAGAUUCAGAUUAUAUUAACGCUUCUUAUGUUGAUAGUUUAUUAAAGCCUAAAGCGUAUAUUGUAACGCAAGGUCCUACCGAAACUACAGUCAAUGAUUUUUGGCGAAUGGUUUGGCAAGAGAAAGCCAGUUGUAUUGUGAUGUUAACUAAAACAUUCGAUUUUAUUAAAGUUAUGUGUAUUCAAUAUUGGCCUUCGGCUAAGGUGAAAAGCGAAGAUUACGGUAACCUAAAUAUUUCCAUACAGCACGAAGAAGAAUUAGCCAAUUUUCACAUUCGUACUAUUCGUGUGAUACAUAAAAAAGGAACGCCGGAAGAACGAGAAAGGACGUUGUUACAAUUCCAUUACACCGAAUGGCCCUGUCAUACGUGUCCAUUUUCAAAUGCUAUUUUAGAGUUUCGUAGGCGUAUGCGAGCUGUGGUCGGAUCUAGAAUGGAGCAAGAAGGGCCUAUCGUAGUUCACUGCAACGACGGCGGUGGAAGAUCUGGUGUUUAUUUAUGUAUUGAUGCUAAUUUAGAAUUAAUGGAAGAAGAAGAUUGUUUUAACGUUUUCGGAUAUUUGAAAAUGUUACGAAGAUCUCGCAAAGGAAUGGUGGAAACUUUGGACCAAUAUAAAUUUAUUUACGAUACGUUAGAAGAAUUCGUGAUAUGUGGUAUUUCCUGGUUCCCUGUCAAAGAACUUUCACAAAGACUGAAAAUGAAAUCGAUAAGAGAUUCCUACACGAAGCUAAACGAGUAUCAAAGGGAAUACCAGCAAAUUUGCAAAAUGACACCCCGAUUCACAAUCGGAGACUGUGCCGGUGGCCAUCGAGGUGAUAAUAGAGAAAAGAAUCGCGACGUUUUAGUCGUUCCACCUGAUAAUUUCCGACCUUAUUUGAUAUCAUUCCAAGGGAACAAUUAUACUGAUUAUAUAAAUGCUGUUUUUGUCGAUGGUUACACCAAACCUCGCGAAUACAUUGUGACCGAAUGGCCUUUGAAGCAUACUCCAGGAGAGUUUUGGUCUCUAGUAUACGAUUACGAGUGUUCAGCCGUCGUUGUUUUAUGUUUACCACCAAAAGAUUCGCAACAAUAUCCUCCAUUUUGGCCGGAAGGAAGACACUCGAAAAAAUACGGUCCAGUAUUCACGAUAGAUCAUAUAUCGCAUAAUCAUUACAGCAAUAUAAAAACUUGGCUAUUUCGUAUUAAUAAAAAAGAUAGUGAAAUUUUACACAGGAAAUCUGUACAAGGCUUAGACAAAAAUAGAAAAAUUGUAUCCUUGACCGAAUUAAUGGCCGGAGUUAAAGCACCCCCGAGAACCGUUCAAUUGUUCCAAUUGACCUGUUGGCCAAUGGGUCAUCGAGUACCAACUUCUACGAAUUCUUUGGUCGAAUUGAUGAACAUGGUGGAACGAUGGCGACAACGAACAGAUUAUGGGCCUGUGGUGGUUGUUUCACAUGAUGGUAGAGGAAGAUGCGGGGUAUAUUGUGCUGCAAAUGCUUGCAUUGAGCAAGUCAUUCAACAUGGCGAAGUUGAUAUUUUUCAAGCUGUGAAAACUGUUCGAAGACAUAGGCCACAGUUGAUUGAAAACAUGACGGAAUACAAAUAUUGCUACGAUUUGGUGCUACAUUACGUCCUACACUAUUUGGAUAAAGACUUGAAGGAGAAAAAAUGAGAAUGUGAGAUACAGAACCAAUGGUUCUCGCAAGUCGGUCGCGGCAAAAACCUACCCC
Planococcus citri (citrus mealybug) is the source of this 2398-nucleotide messenger RNA. It is a transcript of the gene Ptp36E, whose product is annotated as protein tyrosine phosphatase 36E. Gene Ontology annotation, biological process: protein dephosphorylation. The transcript has 17 exons. The record is from RefSeq and is a predicted model, not a curated record. NCBI's taxonomy places the organism in Eukaryota, Metazoa, Arthropoda, Insecta, Hemiptera, Pseudococcidae. Gene Ontology annotation, molecular function: protein tyrosine phosphatase activity. Bases 16 to 2340 code for a protein of 774 amino acids.